AUGCGACGGUAUGGAAAUUCGCCUUGGUAUUCUCAAAGCACUUAUUCUCUGAAUAUUAUUCCUGAGGAAUAUGUGCCACCAGUGGACUAUGACAUUGAUUUCUGUGACGCUAUCCAUGACGAAACGACAUCUGGAGGCGGAGGAGAAUCCUUGGAUCGGAGGGGAUGGUCCGGGGCGUCGACUGGUGGUAAUCGAACAACACUGACAGCAUCAGUGCACAAUAAUUUGAUGAACGGUCGGAUGUCAUCGUCUAGUCACAACUUAUCGACUAGACUUUCUGGCUCUUCACAAAACUUGCAUCAACUUCAGCCACCAACAAAUGCAUAUGGGUUCCCGAUGGUCCCACCUGCUAACAAUCCAUCGGAUUCAUCGGCUUCUGGACGUAUUGCGAGCAUAUUAGCCCGUCCAUUCCGUACAAACCCAUUGAAACGAACCAAAAGUGUGAGCAAAAUGGAGAAAUCAUUAGCAGAAGCGAAUCAACACGCUUUCCAUCGAAGGAAGCAAUCAAAAUCCCGCCGCAACAGCAUCUUCUCUCGUAUUCGUCUUCAUCAUCAUUCCAAUCCAAUUUCAUUUUCUCCAGCCAACAAUUUGAAACGAAACUUUCUUCUGUUCUUCUCCUAUGAAUCUAGAAAUUAG
This is a messenger RNA of Caenorhabditis remanei, 636 nucleotides long. RefSeq lists its product as uncharacterized. Bases 1 to 636 code for a protein of 211 amino acids. Lineage: Eukaryota; Metazoa; Nematoda; Chromadorea; Rhabditida; Rhabditidae. The record is from RefSeq and is a predicted model, not a curated record. The transcript is spliced from 5 exons.